AGUAGUCGCACCGGAGCCGAGGCUGAAACGUGUUCGGGAGAUCCGGGAAGUCCUGGUUACUUAUUUAAUAAUACUUUUAAAAAAACAUUUCAGUUGACGCAUUGUGAUUGGACACGUUACGUUCUCGACGUAGCGGUGCGUCAAACAAAGCGAACCCUUUAUAACAGUAUCAGCUAGUAGUCCUCGCCUCACUAACCGUUUUUAUUUCUCUAAAAGAGGACACUUUUUCGGGCUAAUGUUACUCUAAAUCAAAGGAACAACCAGUUUAUCAUCAACAUAAGAUGGAUCUCCGGCUACUUUUAAUAGCAACGUUAUCGGCAGUCCUCGGUGGCAGCUGGGCUCAGCAAGAGGGAAGCGUGUGCAUCAAGGCCAACGCUCAGUCAUGUGGGGAGUGUAUCCAGGUCGCCGAGUCGUGCGGAUGGUGCGGAGAUGAAAACUUCCUCACUGUGGGUGAGUCCAAGUCGGCCCGCUGCGAUGAUCUGGAGUCCCUGAAGAAGAGAAACUGUGACGUGGCCAAAAUCGAGAACCCACGUGGCAGCAUCAGCAUCAACAAAGACACACCGGUCACCAACCGCAAGAAGGACGUGGCGGAGAAACUGAAGCCGGAGCAGAUCACCCAGAUCCAGCCGCAGAAACUCACCCUCACUCUCCGAUCUGGUGAGCCCCAGACCUUCGAUCUGAAAUUCAAGCGUGCUGAGGAUUACCCCAUUGACCUAUACUACCUUAUGGACCUCUCCUUCUCUAUGAAGGAUGAUUUGGAAAAUGUGAAGAACCUUGGCACUGACCUCAUGAGGGAAAUGCAGGAGAUCACCUCAGAUUUCAGGAUUGGUUUCGGCUCGUUUGUGGAGAAGACGGUCAUGCCUUACAUUAGCACAACGCCCGCCCGGCUCAUCAACCCCUGCACAGGGAACCAGAACUGCACCAGCCCCUUCAGCUACAAGAACGUCCUGAAACUGACGGACAAGGGAGACGAGUUCAACAACCUGGUCAGUCAGCAGCAGAUCUCUGGAAACCUGGACUCUCCGGAGGGCGGCUUCGAUGCCAUCAUGCAGGUGGCGGUCUGUGAGAACCAGAUCGGCUGGAGGAACGUGACCCGCCUGCUGGUGUUCUCCACCGACGCCGGAUUCCACUUCGCUGGAGAUGGAAAACUGGGCGGCAUCGUCCUGCCCAACGACGGGAAGUGUCACCUGGAGAACAACAUGUACACCAUGAGCCACUACUAUGACUACCCCUCCAUCGCCCAUUUGGUUCAGAAGCUGAGUGAUCACAACAUCCAGACCAUCUUUGCCGUCACUGAGGAGUUCCAGCCUGUUUACAAGGAGCUGAAGAAUCUCAUCCCUAAAUCCGCUGUCGGCACGCUGUCCUCCAACUCCAGCAACGUGAUCAAACUCAUUAUUGACGCCUACAACUCUUUGUCUUCUGAGGUCAUUCUGGAAAACGGCCGUCUGCCAGAGGGAGUUUCCAUCUCCUACAAGUCCAUCUGCAAGAACGGUGUGGAGGGAACCGGGGAGAACGGGAGGAAGUGCUCCAACAUCUCCAUCGGAGACGAGGUGUCUUUCAAGAUUUCCAUUGAGUCCCAGAAGUGUCCAUCACCUGUCAAAACUGAGGUGAUUAAAAUCAAGCCGCUGGGCUUCACCGAGGAGGUGGAGGUGGUUCUGAACUUCAUCUGCGACUGUGAAUGCGCCGCUAAAGGAGAGCCCAAGAGCGACAAGUGCUACGAGGGCAACGGGACCUUCGAGUGCGGAGCCUGCAAGUGUAACGAGGGACGUAUCGGGCGUCUCUGCGAGUGCAGCAAGGACGAAGUGCGGACAGAAGAUCUGGAUGCAAACUGUCGAAAGGAUAACGGUACGGACAUCUGCAGCAAUAACGGAGACUGUGUCUGCGGCACCUGCGAAUGCAAGAAGCGCGAGAACCCUGCGGAGAUCUACAGCGGGAAGUACUGCGAGUGCGACAACUUCAACUGCGACCGCUCCAACAACAAGCUGUGCGGAGGACACGGCCGCUGCGAGUGCAGGAAGUGCAUCUGUGACGCCAACUACACCGGCAGCGCCUGCGACUGCUCCCUGGAGACGGCCACCUGCCUCGCCAAGAACGGGCAGAUCUGUAACGGCCGCGGGACAUGCGAGUGUGGAAACUGCAAAUGCACCAACCCCAAGUUCCAGGGUCCCACCUGCGAGAUCUGCCCCACCUGCCCCGGGGUCUGCGCCGAGCACAAAGACUGUGUGCAAUGCCGAGCAUUCGAGGCCGGAGAGAAGAAGGACACGUGUGAGCGCGACUGCAGCUACUUCCAGCUGAUCAAAGUGAAGGACCGCGACAAGCUGCCCCAGCCCACCGACCAGAGCUUCCCCCUGACCCACUGCAAGGAGCGGGACGCCAACGACUGCUGGUUCUACUACACCUACGCCAUCAGGAACGACACCAAGGAGGUGUACGUGGUGGAGACGCUGGAGUGCCCAGCAGGCCCUGACAUCAUCCCCAUCGUGGCCGGUGUGGUAGCAGGCAUCGUGCUGAUCGGCCUCGCCCUGCUGCUCAUCUGGAAGCUGCUCAUGAUCAUCCACGACCGUCGAGAGUUCGCCAAGUUCGAGAAGGAGAAGAUGAACGCCAAGUGGGACACGGGGGAGAAUCCGAUCUACAAAAGUGCCGUAACGACUGUCGUCAAUCCAAAGUACGAGGGCAAGUGAUGCAGCUCUGCCUUCCUUGUGACAACACUGUAUGGAGAAGAUAACGGGCGGGCGGAGGGGGGGGUUUUAUAAUGCUCACUGUUUGUUUGUCUGUUUGUUUGUUUGUUGUAAUCACCAAUGCAUUUUGCCACUAUUUCAAUUGUUUUACUAACUUUUUUUAUUUUCUAUGCAUCAUCUGAAAUGUGUACAGUCUGUGUCAAUGUGUGGGGGCGGGGGGGUUGUCUUUUUUUUGCGGGACUUGAGAGAAUGUGUCGAACUGAUUUGUAGUUUUUCCGCCGCGGGACUGGCAAGGUAACGUCUACUCUGUGCCUUUUUUUUAAUAUAAAACAAAAAAAUGUAUAGAGCCAUCAGUGUUUUGUCGAGGGAUUUAAAAUGGAUGUUGAUAAUGGGCAACAAAUGAAGGGUUCCUCUCCAAAGAAUCAAUGUGUCGAACACACACACACACAACCACACACAUACAUACACAUGCACACACACACACACAGUGAGCCAAGUCUUGCGAUUGAUUUGCCGUCAGAGCAAAGGUUUCACUGAAACUGAGCAGGCGUCUCUUUGGUUUGAAGCUCUUCAACUGUAGCGCCAGCUGGCCGAGAGUGGUAGCAAUGAAAUGUGUACAGUAUGUUUUGGUUUCUGUGUUAAGCCAUAUAUGUAUUCACAGAACAGGAUAGUGUGACUUUCUCCGUCUGAACAAUCAAUUGAAAUGUCUAGAAGAUAUGUCAUCGAGUGUACAGUAGUAUAACCAUUUGGCUCCAGGUUUUACUUGCUUAAUUUAAAGCCAACUCAGGUCCUUUUAAUUCUUCACAGCAAUGCCAAAAACACGCAAACCUGCCUUAUUCGCUAACUCUAAUUUGCUUUUUUUAUUAUUGAAAUGCCUUGUUUUUAUUUGUUGGUAUGAAUUUGGGAUUGGUCCCACUUUUUUUAUUUUCUGUUAAUUCCGCCAAACUUUUUUGUGGUGCUACGAUCAAACUUUUUAUAUCGGAAAGAAAUAGGAAUGGCAAUGAUGUCAUUUAGUUUUAAAGAUCAGUGGGAAGGGAACGAGUUUUAGAUCUCCAGGACUUUUGUAAAGAAAAAAAAAAGGUAACAACCGUCACCAUUUUUUAAGUGCCUUUUUUAUUUCAACACAUCACAUUUGCAAUUCUGUAUUUCUGAAAUUAUUUAUUGAAUAAACAUCAAAAACAAUUUACCCCUACAUUA
Messenger RNA from Eleginops maclovinus (Patagonian blennie), 3875 nucleotides. RefSeq names its product integrin beta-1-like. Gene Ontology annotation, molecular function: laminin binding; C-X3-C chemokine binding; collagen binding involved in cell-matrix adhesion. The transcript is spliced from 16 exons. Gene Ontology annotation, cellular component: focal adhesion; cell surface; integrin complex. The record is from RefSeq and is a predicted model, not a curated record. Lineage: Eukaryota; Metazoa; Chordata; Actinopteri; Perciformes; Eleginopidae. The coding region runs from base 282 to 2681 and encodes 799 amino acids. Gene Ontology annotation, biological process: cell-matrix adhesion; cell adhesion mediated by integrin; cell migration.